Molecule: messenger RNA, 2524 nt
Organism: Dufourea novaeangliae
Lineage: Eukaryota; Metazoa; Arthropoda; Insecta; Hymenoptera; Halictidae
Product: interference hedgehog-like
Exons: 6
Coding region: 1-2277 (758 amino acids)
Biological process (GO): nervous system development; cell-cell adhesion; axon guidance
Cellular component (GO): axon; plasma membrane
Molecular function (GO): protein binding
Source: RefSeq, a predicted model, not a curated record
AUGCAACCUGUGCCGUCCCUAUGUGGAGUCGUUGCAGCUUUGCUCCAUGUAAUGGUCAGUUUUGCUCAUGGACAGAGGCAAGAGCUAGGCAUGUCCUUUACCAGGCAUCCUCAACCUUUGGAUGCACCACUGGGCGACGAUGUGAACUUUGAAUGCAACCUCAAUCUUGCCGCUGAUGGGUUUGCUUGGCGUCAUAGACCGUUGGGCUCGGAGAAGUGGUUGCCAGUCGCUCAUACACCCAGCAACGGUGGCAAAACGUCCAAACAUGUGGUGAACUUCGACAACGAAUCGAAAGCCGGUGAUUACCGGUGCAUCGCUUACUACGGUACCAGCGGUUUAGCAUCCGAUCCGGCACGAUUAACGCUUGCCACGCUACAGAAGUUCAACGACAAGACCGACGUUGUGAUACGCGUCGCUGCCGGGAACACAGUACCGAUCACAUGCCCUGUCCCUUACUCGGCUCCCGAGGCCAUAAUUCAAUUCUAUAAAGACAAUAAUCUCGUACAGAAUGUAAACGGGAAAACCAUGGUCAUCGAAAAUGCUAAAGUAUCGGACACCGGAAGUUACCACUGCACCGCCAGUAACUAUAUAACCACUCAACUGUUCACCAGCAAUCAUAAAACUAUUCUAAACGUGCACACGAAUCGCGCUGUCCAAACGCCGUACUUCAUUAAGCAGCCGCAAACGGAAUACAAAGUUCUGCGCGGCAAAAAUGUAACGCUGGAGUGCUUCGCCGUCGGUUAUCCGGUACCAUACGUCACGUGGAGCAGACUGGGCAGUCGAUUACCAACAAACUCGAUUAAAAUACCGUCAGGCUUGAUGAUAACGAAUGUCCAGCCGGCAGACAGAGGUGAAUACGAUUGUAUGUGGAACAGCAACGGCGCGCAAAUAAAAUCUGUGAUUAUACUGAAAGUAAUGGAGGCGCCGAAGGUGGCGAAAGCGCCGAAAACGUCUACAUUUUCCGAGGGCGGGGAACUGGAGCUAUCUUGUACGGUAACCGGCGAGCCACAUCCGAGAGUCGAAUGGCUGAUUAACGGAGAAUCUUUGCUACCUGGCGACAAUUUAGAGAUCAAAGGUGCCACGCUCGUCAUCUCGGAAGUGGAGAAGAAACACGCCGGUUAUGUACAGUGCGCCGCGAGCAACGAGUACGGUUCGGACUCCGGGUAUAAUUUAUUGAGAGUGAACCCGAAGCAACAUAUCGGCACAACUGAGUCGCGGCCAGACUACGGAGUUCCGAAUUCAAGGCACAAGCACACAAGGGGAGGUGGAAGGAGAAGAAACAAAGAGGGAAAGCGAAAGGGCACCGCUGUCCUGGUGCCACCGAAUCAACCGAACGUCACAAGACUAUCCGAUGUGUCUGCGAUGGUUACAUGGUCCGUGCCUAACAACACGGGAUUGUCGAUUCAGUUUUUCAAAGUUCAGUAUCGAGAACUCGGGCAAAAGAUGAACGGCAAGCAAGCGAAGUGGAUGACCGCGAAUUCUGAGAUAUCGAAUCGCGUGAGCUCGUUCGAGGUGACGGAUUUACAGCCCGAUCAUACGUACAGAUUCCGGAUCGCCGCGGUUUACUCGAACAACGACAACAAGCUCAGCCCGAAUUCGGUUCGUUUCCAUUUGAACAAAGGCGGUUUCGAGAGCAACAGAAUGCCCAUACCUCUGUUAACGAACACGGAAGCUUUGAGUCCCCAAGAAGUGCUUCUUAUUUGGCAGAAUCCAGAUAAAUCGGCGAAGAUAGAUGGCUUCUAUGUGUACCAUCGGGCAUCAACCUCGGCGGGGGACUACGUAAAGACCACGGUCGAAGGAAAGGAUUCCUUUAAUAUAACCAUAUCUCAUUUACAACCGGAUACAACGUACGAGUUCAAGGUGCGAAGCUUCUCGGUGGACGCCGCCUCGGAAUUCUCGCAAAUUCUUCGUGAAAAAACGAAGAAACUUGUGGUAGAGCAUCAUGAUAAUGAGAAUCGUAACGAUCACGGUAGCAAUCUAACGUUGGACAGUCGAGUAAGGCCCGCGGAUGAUAAAAACGCGAACAUGUACGCGAUAAUCGGUGGUGUUCUCGGUGGAUCGACUCUACUGGGUGGCUUAACAGCGGUGGCUGUAGUAUAUAAAAGAACCAAACACAAGCAGAGUCGGGAAUCUUCACAAAGCGAAGGCAAACCAAUUACAAAUGGAAGAGUAAUAAACGGUGGUGUAACCGACUCCAAAAUAAAUAUAACGUCAAACCCGCUUGCUGGUCUCGAUACCCCUGAAGAUAUAAUACAGCCUAAGACUAUUCGAUAUUAAGGAGACUAGUCUUUUUUUUCUAGCUUUAGCAUUGGUCUCGUGUGCUGCUACUUUAAUUCUACUUGCUCUCUGCACUAUUCUCUGGAGCCGCUUUUCUUUUGUUUUAUUCCCGAACACCACACACGUACGUUACCCCCCUCAAAACACGCUCUCUUCCGAGCUGAUCUGAAAGAAGCGAACGAACACGCAUGUUUCUAAACAGAGCGGACAACAAUCGCCGAUGGAAAUGGCCUCGUUUCUAAACGGG